Molecule: messenger RNA, 492 nt
Organism: Mesocestoides corti
Lineage: Eukaryota; Metazoa; Platyhelminthes; Cestoda; Cyclophyllidea; Mesocestoididae
Source: the annotation of a GenBank genome assembly
AUGGUUGGCGCUUUUCCAAUUUUCAAGUUAGCGGUUCUUGGAGCCAAGCAAAUCAGCAGGCCAAUUGCCAAUCGUCUAAAGCAAAAGGCGGUAUAUAACGGUUUCUUUCGACGCUAUGUUUGCAUCCCAUCAGGUCAACGUAUGUUCCUGAAAGUCGCUAACCACGUCCUUUUAGUUUACCAUCUUUGGGAUACCCGAUUAAAAUUAAAGCUACUUGGUGUGAGCAAGCCAAUGGGCGUGAAGAAGUUGACCGACGAAAGCGCUGCUGAAAUGGGAGCUGAAAUCCUCGGUGAGCUCAUCAUGUUCAGCAUCGGCACCUUUCUUCUAGUCCUUGAAUAUCGACGUCAAUCGAAAAAUGAAACGGAAAAGGAACGCAAGGCCCGUGCCGAAAUUCGAGCAUUGGAGGACGCAAUAAAAAAUCUUGAGUCCAGAAUUUCUUCCCAAUCUGAAACCCUUUACCAGUUUUCAAAACGGCUUGAAAACUUGAAAUGA